Molecule: messenger RNA, 3051 nt
Organism: Adineta steineri
Lineage: Eukaryota; Metazoa; Rotifera; Eurotatoria; Adinetida; Adinetidae
Source: the annotation of a GenBank genome assembly
AUGAAUGAAACUAGCAAUAUCAGCAGUAGUACAACCGGUGGCGUUUGUUCAUCGUGUCUUAAAGAAAUGCCUAUUGUUAUGACAUCAUCGUCAUCAUCCCGACUCUGUUCUAAUUGUAUAACAGAACUCAUCGAUCCACAACCACCACCACCACAACAACAGUCACAAUCACAUUUUUCUUCUGAUAUGAACAGUAAAUUCCCACUUUUUCCGUCAUCACAACCGUUACUAAACAUACAGCAGCAGCAGCAUCAACAACAACAACAGCAGCAGCAGCAAUCCCAAUCUACAAUACAACCACAUUUUUCUCCAUUAUCAUCGUCAUCAGCAUCUUCGACAUCAUCAAUAUCAUCUUCUAAUCGACGUUUUAGUACCUUCGAUCCAUUUACAUCCGGUAAUGAUUUAAAAACUAAUUUUCUUCAUCCGUUUUCUGACUUAAAUAAUGCUUUUUCACCAUUAACUUCAUCUAAUUUAAAUAAUAAUAAUGAUUUUGAAUCGACAUCAACAACAAAUGAUUUUAUGCGUUAUUUUCAUCAUUUUCUUAAUGGAAAUAAUCAUAAUAAUAUUAUUGAUCGUGAUAGUCCAGCUAGUAGUGUUCAAAGUAACGAUUUUUCCCCAUUACUUGCAUCAAGUUUACCUAAUAAUAAUAAUCAUUUACCAACACAAUCGAUAUUACAACGUCAACAUUCAGCUUUUUCAUCACUUGACUCAACAACAAGCUCAACACCAUCAUUAAAUCGUUUAUCAACAAAUGAUCUUCCAUCAUCAUUUUGUUGUUUUGCAAAUAAUCCUCCAUAUACAUAUUGUCUUGAAUGUGAAACAUCAUUAUGUGAAAAAUGUGCAUUAACACAUCCAAAAAUGCUUGGUUUUAAAGAUCAUCGACAACAAUUAUUAUCAGCACAAUUUAAUAAUAAUAAUAUUAAUAAUUCUCGAUCAAUUAUUGGUCAACCACCAAGACAACAACAACAACAACAACCACAACAACAGCAACAGUCACUACCACCAUCACAACCACCAGAUAUUUUACCAGCAGGCGCAGGUUAUAUUUUUUGUCAAGUACGUAUAGCACAACAAACACCAUUCGAUCUUCCUAUUAAUCGUUCAUCUAUAGGAAAUAAUUCUUCGAAUGAUUUUCAAUCAUUAUUUGGUUCAUUUUUUUCUCAAUUAUCACUUAAUACACCAAAUAAUGAAAAUACUAAUAAUAAUUCAACACCUUUAUCACCAACCAUAUCAUCACCGCCAUCAUCAUCAUCAACUAUAUUUUGCCAUGAACAUUCAACUUUAAAAGCAUCAUAUUAUUGUGAUAUGUGUUCACGAGCUUAUUGUCAUGAUUGUCAAGUUCAUCAUGCACAACAACAUACAUUAUCAUCAUUACAAGAUACAAUCGAUAGUGCAAGACAAUUAACAAAACAAUUUUUAAUUGAAUCCCAAACAUUAUUAUAUCAUUUGGAUGAAUCAUUAAAACAAUCAACACGUACAAUAGAAAAUAUAUCAAUAAAAAGUUCAACAAUUGAAAAUGAAAUACGUACUAUGAUAAAAUAUUUUCUUGAUAUACUUUCACAACGACAAGAUUUUCUAUUAAAAAAUGUCGAUAAAAUACAAACUAUGAAAACACAAACUCUACAAAGACAAAUUAAUGAAUUAAAUCAAGUUAUUAAACAAUUACAUUUGACUAUACUUGAUUGUAAUGAAUGUUUAAAAAAUGGUAAUGAUGCUGAUUUAAUACGUAUAAGGACUCGUUUAUGGAAUGAAACCAUUAAAAUGAAACAAACAUUAUUAUUAUAUUUAAAACCUAUUGAAGAUGAUUAUAUACAAUUUCAAGGUUCUCCAAGUUUAAUUAAUAAAUCUUUAAUAAAUUAUGGACAAUUAAUAAGUUCAACAUAUCCACCAUUAUGUGAAUUAUAUGGUGAUUCACUUUAUUAUACUAUUCGUAAUCGUUUAACUGUUUUAAAUUUACAAACACGUAAUCAUUUAGGUGAAUUACGUACAACAGGUGGUGAUAAUAUUCAAUGUUGUUUAAUUGAUACAGGUACAAAUCAAACAAUUCCAUGUGAUAUAUAUGAUCGUCAAAAUGGACAAUAUUUUAUAACAUAUAUUACUCAAAGUGAUAAUUUACAUAUAUUAAAUGUAUAUGUUAAUAAUGCCCCAAUAAAAGAUAAUCCAUUUCGUAUACAAAUCAAACAAAAUCGUAAUUAUUCAACACUUGGUUUAAAAUCAGAAUUUGAAAUUGGUGGUGAAGGUGAUCAAGAUGGUAAAUUAUGUCGACCAUGGGGUAUAUGUUGUGAUAAUCAAUCGAAUAUAAUUGUUGCUGAUCGAUCAAAUAAUCGUAUACAAAUUUUUACAAAACAUGGACAAUAUUUAAGAAAAUUUGGUGCACAAGGUAAUCGUCCUGGACAAUUUGAUCGACCAGCCGGUGUUGCAUUUGAUAAACAAUUAAAUCGUAUUGUUGUUACAGAUAAAGAUAAUCAUAGAAUACAAGUUUUUACAUCUAUUGGAGAAUAUAUAUUUAAAUUUGGUGAAAAAGGUACAAAACCCGGUCAAUUUAAUUAUCCAUGGGAUGUAGCUGUAUCAUCAUCAUCACAAAUUUUAAUAUCAGAUACACGUAAUCAUCGUAUACAAUUAUUUUCAAAAGAUGGUCUAUUUUUACGUAAAUAUGGUUUUGAUGGUCCUAUAUGGAAACAAUUUGAUUCUCCACGUGGAGUCGUUUUUACGCAUGCCGGUCAUAUAAUUGUAUCAGAUUUUAAUAAUCAUCGACUAUUAUUUAUUUCCUCAGAUUUUCAAAAUGCAAGAUUUUUAGGUAGUGAAGGUUCAGGUAAUGGACAAUUUUUACGUCCACAAGGUGUUGAUAUUGAUGCUGAAGGAAAUAUAAUUGUUGCUGAUUCAAGAAAUUAUCGCGUGCAAAUCUUUUCAUCACAAGGUGUUUUUAAGACUAAAUUUGGUACACAAGGUUCAGGUCCUUUACAAAUGGAUAGACCAAGUGGAUUAUGUGUUACACCUGAUGGUCUUAUUCUUGUUGUUGAUUUUGGUAACAAUCGUAUUCUUGCCUUUUGA